Suillus clintonianus is the source of this 1212-nucleotide messenger RNA. RefSeq lists its product as uncharacterized. Lineage: Eukaryota; Fungi; Basidiomycota; Agaricomycetes; Boletales; Suillaceae. Gene Ontology annotation, cellular component: nucleus. The record is from RefSeq and is a predicted model, not a curated record. The transcript has 9 exons. Bases 1 to 1212 code for a protein of 403 amino acids. Gene Ontology annotation, biological process: regulation of DNA-templated transcription. Gene Ontology annotation, molecular function: transcription cis-regulatory region binding; DNA-binding transcription factor activity.
AUGCAUCCUCAACCCCUGCCUCAACCGAUGGGACAGUCGCCUUCUACCUCGGGAGCAAUUUUGAAUACUGCUCCCAAGUCGACGAAGACGACCCACAAACGUGUUUUAGAUAUGAGCCUUCCAGGACCCGAUCAUGGGAAUCCAGAUCAUGCUCAUAUGUUAGCUAACAAGUGGAUGAACGCAACAAAACUGGCUGAGAUGGUUAAAACACAAGGCGAAGGCCUUGUUUACAAGAAGGGAAAGUUUUCUGCCAUUGAAGAAGAACAACUCCGGGCUGCUAUCGAAGCUUUCAAAUCGACUCGGAGUCUUACUGAUGAUCAACUCCUUGACAUCAUUUUCCAAAAGAAUGAGAAAGGGAAAGACAACGCGUUCUGGUCGGACAUUACCUCCGCUCUCGCUCUACGCCCUAUCAUUGCUGUUUAUCACCACGUUCGUAGAGCUUUUCAUCCCAAGAAGCAGCAAGGCAAAUGGAUGCCCGAAGAAGAUGCUGUUCUAAAACAAGCCGUUGCGGACCUUGGUCAACAAUGGGAAAAAGUCAGUGAGAUAGUAGGUCGAAUGUCCUCAGAUUGUCGAGACCGCUAUCGCAAUCACAUCGCCAAUCGCGAAGUUCGAGUGACGGGCGUGUGGACUAAGGAAGAAGAGGAGGAGCUGACGUCGAUUGUCACCGAGAUGACAAUACAACAGGGCAAGGACUUUGAUAAUGAUGUCUUUUGGGGCAUAGUGAGUGAUAAGAUGGGGAAUAGGCGCGGUAGACAACAGUGUCGAAUUAAAUGGACGGAUUCGUUGAGUAAAACCGUCAAAAAUGAAGGGCAAAAGCCACGUUGGAGCGCUCAAGAUGCCUAUAUCUUGGUCCAUAAGGUCGACUCCAUGAACGUUAGGGAUGACACUGAGAUCGACUGGAAAACACUGCCUGAUUCAGAUUGGAAUUUAUGGAGUGCUCAUUCGCUCCAACGACGCUGGUUGACGAUGAAGAGAGGAAUUAAGGGGUACGAAGAUAUGACCCAUCAAGAAAUCAUGGAUAUUCUCCGAAUCAAGAAAGCUCACCUUCCUCCGGCUUCAGUGGCACGUAAACGAAAAGUCAUUAGCGCGGCAAACAUCGAUGAGCCAGCGGACCCAGAGCCUGGAGACGCGGGGCCAAGUGGUACACAAGAAGGUGCAUCUGAUGGCCAGGACAGAGAUGCUGAUGGGUCAACCGACGAUUCGGAUGCUUAA